GCAGCAGCAGCAACAACAACCACUAGUGAUAAAGACCGGCUGGCAACAGCGCAGCGGCCACUUGCAGCAACAUAAUUUCAAAGUCGGAGCGUGGGAAUCGCAAAUCACGGCAGUGGCAGCAACAACAGCAACCGCAGCAACAUCGACCACUCGUGGCUCUCCGGAUCGCUCAUUUCGCUCGCCGUUCUCGCGCUGGCGUUGCUCCGUUUCGCUCGCACCCGCCUGGUGAGCAGACGCGUAUAUUUGGAGGCGUUGGGGCGACCGCUCACGACAGUUGUGCUUGGAACGCUUCGGAGUGAAGAUCGUGCUCGUCCGAUCGGUGCGCGUGAUAAAUACACGGCGAACAAAAUUGAGUGAAGAUACAAUUGACAAGACACGAAAAAUCAUAAUAAACACAAGUGGAAAAGCAACUGCUUGAGAGCAAAAAAGAAAUUGUUUUUUACAAAUCUCGCACGGAAAUUAGCAAGCGUUCGCAAGAAACAAACCGCAUACAAUACUGAACAGAAAAAAGAUAUUAAACAAAAAACCGAAAAUAUUUGGCUGCAAAUGUGAAGAGACGAGAGACAGCGGAUACACCGAGUGAAAUUUGUGUCAUAAGCAGAGCCAAAACAAAACCGAAAAGCCAAAUUCAAUAAAAGGCCAUAAGUGACUGUGAAACUGUAAAGUGAUGUGUGGUAAUCGAAAAACAGCAUAAAGAAUGGCCAUAGACCUCCUGAUCCUGGCCCUGCUGCUCGUCUCGUUCCUGAUCAACCUGCUGGCGCUGUGUGCCUUUUGGAUAACGCCUGGCUUGAGGACCACCGCCAAUCGCUUCACGAUCAACCUGCUGGCCAUCAAUCUCAUUGGCUGCUGCAUCUUGGCCCCUACCUUGUUCCUGGGACUGCCGGGCAAGUCAGCGGAGGUAUCCACUUCCAACGCCGAGACCCUGGAGUUCUUCUCGAAGCCGGGCAACCAUCAGGUGAUACUUCGUCGCAAUGGCCAGCUGGUGGAGCAGGAUGGCGUGGUGGUGCGAAAGAACAUCAGCGAAAACGGCGAUACGGUGGAGACCUUCUUCAAGUGCAACGCCACCUACUGUCGUGAGUUGACCAUCGAUGAGCGCGGAGAUGGUGGCUUUGUCAUCACGGAAACCGAGACCCACGAAGAGAACCUCUCGGCCUUUGAGAGUUCACCCACGGAGGCUCCCAUUUUGCCGCCCGUCCAACUGAGAUGUUGGUCCAUAGACAUGACUGCUGCGCUGGGAGCUCUGGCAGUACUGCUCGUAGUGGGGGACACCUGGUGCGCCGUUACCGAUCCCCUGCGCUACCACAGUCGCAUUUCGGGCGUGAAAACCUGGAUCUUCAUAGCACUCACCUGGGUGGUGGGCAUACUCUUUGGAGCCCUUUCCGCCUUCCGAGUUUUGGACUUUGAGGCGGACGCCUUGUUCAGCAGACAGCGACGGCUGGCAGUCACUUACUUCAACAUCAGCAGCACCAAUAGUAUUUUCGGAGUGGUGUACGCCAGUGUCUACUUCAUCGUGAUCAUCCUCCUGCCUUUCGGCUUUGUGUGCGGAAUGUACUGGAGGAUAUUCAGUGAGGCGCGCGGAAAUGGGCUGCGUAUGCGCCAGAACGGCUCUUCGCCCCUGCUGCAGAGCGCCUUGAAUCUGACGGCUGGCCAGCAGGCGGCUCAGGCCAAUCAGUUCUCCAAUAGCUUGUGUGUUCAUCGGCAUUCCAUAUCCUCGGCCAGUUCGCAUGGCGGCAACAGCAGCUUGGGCCUGGGCGGUCUGCAAAUGCAAAUUGAUCAGCGCCAACAGCCGAGGAGUUCGCCCAGUUGUCUCCGUAGGGACUCGGCCGCGAAAGUACUUCUGCCCACCAUCUCGGAUGAUGGUGGCUCAGAUGCGGAAAGUGGAACCGGAGUUCAGCUGAUGCCCGUACAGGAGCACUCACUGUCUGAUAGAAAUCAGAACAUUAUGCUGACUCUGCAAACAGCGAGUGGUGAGAUCAAGAGGAACUACUCCGCCAGACAGCUGCCCCUGUUGGGCACUUCUUCGCAGGAUCUGAGGGAGACGAAUCGCCUGCAGGGCAUUCGCCAGGUGCACAGUUCGCCUAAUCUCCACAAGUACACGGAACUGCGCCAGGACUCCCUCAGUGAGGAGUGUGGUUCCCCGCAUCUUUUGGGUCACGCCCAGCGGCAGCAGCAGCAGCAGUUGCACCUGCAACAUCAGCAGCAGCAGCAGCAUCAUCAUCACCAGCAACAUCACCCGCACUUCAGUUCGCCGCGCCACCAGCAACACGGCCACGCCCUCCAGAUUCCCGCCAUUCAUGCCUCCCCCAAGGCUCUAGGUUACAUGAGCUCCUUGCGACACCGUUUGAGCAACGCCAGUUCGCUGUUCAAAUACCGUGAGGAGUCGAGAGCCGCCCGCAUCAGCAUCCUGGUGGUGGUGAUGUUUGUGGUCUCGUACCUGCCCUUCGGACUGCUGGUACUCCUGCAAUCGCGACUGUCGGCUGCCAAUUUUGGCGGAUCCUCCCAGCUGGCCAUCUUCAUGAUCCUGCUGGCCAAUCUCAGUUCGCCAUUCAUCUUCGCCUACAGGAACAAGAGGGUGAGGCGAGGAGUCAAGCGGCUGUUUGGUCUGGAUUCGUCGUCGGGCCUGCAGCGAAACUGCAGCAGCAGUGUAAAGACCAAUGGCACCGCGGGUCCUGCUGCAAGUGGUGCACAAUUGCAGCGCAACAGCAGCAAGUUGUCGCAGUACAGCAGCAACAGCUGCAAGUACCUCACCCCCCAGAGCUCACUGGUCAGUCAAGUGCCGGUGCAUACGACCUUGACGUUAAGGCCCAACAGCAGCUGCAGCACCAUCAUCAAUUUCGGUGGCGCCAGGGGCUCAGCGGACUCCGAUGAGCAGCCACCGGCAACACCACCACCCACUGUGGCAGUGGCUCCACCGCCCACACGACCGCAGCGCCCCAAACUGCAGAGGGGCAUCACCAUCGUGGAGCACAUAGCUAUAACACCAACCAUGCCCCAAAAGUUCCAGAAUCGGCGCGCCAGGCUCUUCGACAUGUUCUUCCGCAGCUCCAAGAAACUGCAGGCGGGCUGCCAGAGCCAGAGUUUGCCCACUGAGGUCUAAAGGGGGGUUAUGAUAACUAUACAUUUAGGAAGGUAAACAAACACUAAACUUGCUUGCUGAAGAAUUCUAAAAACAGUAUUCGUAAUUUGUAAGUCUAGCAAUUAACAAAGACAACUGUUUGAAUUUGAGUUUUAAGACCAGAUCAUGCUGUCCUAGAAGCUUCUCAUGCCAAAAAACGAAACCACAAAGAAAGUCAAACUAGAAAGUUUGAGAUGCUUUAAAGUAACAAAAAAAAAAACAAAACAAAACA
Molecule: messenger RNA, 3347 nt
Organism: Drosophila mauritiana
Lineage: Eukaryota; Metazoa; Arthropoda; Insecta; Diptera; Drosophilidae
Exons: 1
Coding region: 698-3097 (799 amino acids)
Biological process (GO): adenylate cyclase-activating adrenergic receptor signaling pathway
Cellular component (GO): membrane
Molecular function (GO): G protein-coupled receptor activity; dopamine neurotransmitter receptor activity, coupled via Gi/Go
Source: RefSeq, a predicted model, not a curated record